Molecule: messenger RNA, 2251 nt
Organism: Bacillus rossius redtenbacheri
Lineage: Eukaryota; Metazoa; Arthropoda; Insecta; Phasmatodea; Bacillidae
Gene: eIF2Bepsilon
Product: translation initiation factor eIF2B subunit epsilon
Exons: 12
Coding region: 145-2142 (665 amino acids)
Biological process (GO): biosynthetic process
Cellular component (GO): eukaryotic translation initiation factor 2B complex
Molecular function (GO): translation initiation factor binding; translation initiation factor activity; guanyl-nucleotide exchange factor activity
Source: RefSeq, a predicted model, not a curated record
ACUUUUGUUUGAAUUCCCACAGAAAAACGGCCUAACAGACAUGCUGCACCCAUGCAAAUUAGUGUUUUAGGUUAUGAUCAACGUUAUGUUUUUGAAGUACAUGUGAUUUUGUUGUUAUUAAUAAAGUGAAAUAAGUCAGCAGCGAUGUCCAAACGCAGUAACAAAGGAACAAAGUCAGCUUUGGAAAAUAUAAAAAAAGAAGAUGUAGUUCAAGCUGUGGUUGUUAUUGAUUCCUUUAAUAAUGUGUUUGAUCCAAUAACUUAUUUGAAACCAACAGUGCUGUUUCCAAUGGUGAACACUCCAUUGCUGGACUACACGCUCGAGAUGUUGGCCCUCUCCAGAGUGCAGGAAGCCAUACUCUUCUGCAGUUCUCACACGGAUGCAGUCAAGAGUCACGUCAAGAAGAGUAAGUGGGCUCAUCGCUUGAGUCCUAUGGCAGUGAAAAUAAUAGUGUCGGAAAGCUGCCGAUCGUUUGGAGAUGCCAUGAGAGACUUGGAUGCCAAGGGCGUCAUCAACAGUGACUUUAUUCUGCUGUGUGGGGACACUGUCGGGAAUUUGAACCUGUUGCCUAUCCUCCAGCACCACAAGGCAGUGCAGAAGAAGGACAAGGGAGCGGUGAUGACGCUCGUCUACAAGCGAGCGGCCCCGGGCAACGCCGCUCGGGUCCCGGAGAGCGAGGCGCUCCUGGUGACCAGGUCGGACACCAACAGGAUCCUCUUCCACCAGAGACUGCAGCCGGGCACUAAGAAGCUGACCUUCCCUCUGGAACUGUUCGCGGAGAACCCGGACGUGGAGGUGCGCUACGACCUGCUGGACACGCACAUCGCGGUCUGCUCCGCGGCCGUGCCGCCCCUCUUCGCGGACAACUUCGACUUCCAGAGCCGGGACGACCUGGUGCGGGACCUGCUGGUCAACGAGGAGAUCCUCACCAGCACCAUGUACUGCCACGAGCUGGGCGGCGCCGAAUACGCCGCCCGCGUCGCCAGCUGGCCCGCCUACCAGGCCGUCAGCCAUGACGUCCUGCACCGCUGGACGUAUCCACUGGUCCCGGACAUGGUGUUCUCAGACCUGGACGAGCCAUGCAUGUUCCUGCGCAACCACGUGUACAAGCAUGCCUCCAACACCGUUGCCAAAGGCUGUCUCCUGGAAGAGGAUGUAGCCCUGGCUAGUGGCACCAGCAUUGGUGAAAAAUCAUGCAUAUCACGUUCUGUUAUUGGUAAAAAUUGCAGAAUUGGCAAAAAUGUGGAGAUAACAGAUUCAUUCAUCUGGGAUAGUGUUGUUAUUGAGGACGGGUGCUCGGUGAAGGUGUCUGUGGUGUGCGAGGGCUGUGUUCUGCGCGAGGGCGCGCAGCUGAGCGCCGGCUGUGUCCUCGCUCCGGGCGUGCUGCUGGACCCCGGCGCACGGCUGGAAGGGGCGUGUGUCGUGGCGUCGCCCGCCACCACAGACCGCGACUUCCGGGACGAGCACGAGCUGGAGCGGCUAGGCGAGCAGUCGUUCGUGGUGCGUGCGGUUAGCCAUGUGUCUGACUCGGAGGAUGAAGUGGCAGACGCACUUCAGCGAGGACUCAGGCUGUCGCUCAGCGAGGAGAACAGCUUCGACAGCGAGAGUGAGUCCAGCUCCAGCGAGAUGUCCUAUCGAACAUCGCCUGUGCCUGACGACACUAAUCUGUUCUUCAGCGAGGUGCUGGACUCCCUGUCGCGGGGCUACGAGGACCGGCUCCAGUGCGACAACCUGGUGCUGGAGGUGAACUCGUCGCGCUACGCCUACAACGUGACCGUGCAGGAGGUGAACUACCACGUGGUGAAGGCCGUGCUCAGCAUGCCUCCGCCGGAGAGCUACCUCCCGGGGCUGAGGCAGCGCCUCCAGUACUUCGCCCCGCUGCUGGCCAACUACGUGCGCAACGAACAGGCCCAGCUCGACUGCCUGCAGGCCAUCGAGGAUACUGCAAGCUCAAAUGAAAUGCUGAAGGAAAAUCUUGUGAAGCUUUUGAAGUUACUAUAUGAUAAGGAUAUUUUGGGAGAAGAUAUGAUUGUGAAGUGGUACAAGACACCUAAUGAAGAUAGCCCAUCUGCCCUAGAUUUACGGAAAAAGGUCUCUUCAUUCAUUCAGUGGCUGCAGGAAGCAGAAGAAGAAAGUGACUAACUUAAGUAAAAAUAAGUGUUAAUUUUUCUUCUAUACAGACAUUGCUAUGUUUUGAUAAAGUGAUUUUAUUGUAAAUGCCAAGCUGUUGAAUAAAUAGUGCUAAAGUGAA